GGGAUAUUUUCCUAGCCAAUCCUCCAUAAGUGUGAAACACAUGUAUCCUUGUUUUCAGUGGGCAGACAAGAACAACAUCCGGGCAUUCAAUGUAUUCAUUUGGAACAGCACCCGGGCUGCGAAUGAUGACGUUGACGAGACCACAAGGACAUAAGACCGGACAAGAACGCAAAUUGUGGAACGACCAUAAAUUUGCUGACGUAUAAGCGGAAGUGUGCUUUUCUCAUUUUCCGGGUUAAAGCUCCCUGUAGCUGUGUGAAGUUGUUUUGGAGUAGCAAUGACUGGUUCACCGGCAUCGUCUCUCCGGAUAUCGGAGAUUAAGGACCCGGUGGCUCUGUUCGAGCGCUACAGCACCGAUGAUAUCCGCGGCAUAGAGCGGAAAGUCCGCGGGGAGAUCGAGCAGAAAAAGGAGGAACUGAGGCAGAUGGUUGGGGAGCGUUACCGGGACCUGAUUGACGCCGCAGACACCAUCGGAGAGAUGAGGCAGAACUCGGCGAGUGUUGUCCAAUCCAUCCAGGACAUGUAUCAAUACUGCAACCGACUAAAACAAAGCAAAGUCUGCAUCACCAGCCACACUCAGGAGAGUCAGUGGCAGGACGAGUUCUACACCAUGACCUCUCAGAUCAAACUCCUUUUGGAGAUUCCCGAGCGCAUUUGGAGUGCCAUGGAGGCCUCCCAGUACCUUCAGGCAACUCGUCUCUACCUGCUCUGUUGCCAGCUGCACAAUCUCCUUCAGUUGGAAGCUACUACAGGGGGUCAUUACAGUCCUGCCCUGGCCCGCUUCCCGAUCCUUGUCCGUCAAGUUGCCACAACUGGUCACUUCAGGUCCACCAUUCUUUUAGACAGCAAGUCUCUGCUGAGGGGUCGGGCAGUGUCUGACCAGGCCAUCGCAGAGGCGCUCUUGUCCACGAUGCUGUUGGAGGACAGCUCCCCACGCCAGGCACUUGCUGAUUUCUUGUUAGCACGGAAGGCCUCCAUCCAACAGUUGCUUAAUCAGCCCCAACAUGGUGUGGGGAUUAAAGCUCAAGUGUGCAGCCUAGUGGAACUGCUGGUGACCACGUUAUUUCAAGCGUAUGCUGUUUUCUACAUGCACCCUGAGGGGGCCCCCAGACCUGGAGAAACAACCCUGAGCUGUGGCCUGCUCUUUUCCAUCCUGGAAAAUGUUACCUCCUCUGCAUCUGCAGCGAAAGCUAAGAAUGUGUUUCAGGAAGACACAAGUACAGGAAGCUGGUUCAAGUAUCUUCCCACCUCUGUCACCGAGUUCCAGCCGACACUUCGAGCCCUGGCACAGCCAAUCCAAAGAGAGCACCUGCGGGACACCUUACAGCAGUGGAUUGAAACAUGUAAGGAGGACAUCUGCCAUGGUGUUGGUAGCCUUCUGAUCUUUGUGAAGAACUUGAAGGGAUUGGCUGCCAUUCGAGAUGCUAUCUGGGACCUCCUCUCUGCCGACUCCAUCAAUCAGCACUGGGAGACAGUGUGCCAGCGGCUGCUGGAGCGCCACCUGCCCAUAUGGGAUGACUUCCUUCAACAGCUCUUCCUUCAGCGCUUACAGGCGAUCACCAAAGAAGAAACUGAAGGCAUCUCACUGAGCUCCGUGCAGCUCCUCACCUCUGCUGUCAAGGAUCUGGAAGGACAAACCGCCAAUAGCCGGGAGGCCCAGUAUGAAAUCGACGUGUCGUCCUAUUUGUGGUCAGAGUCUCCAGGGGACCUGCCGAAUGAUGCGGGUUGGGUUGGUGUGGCGCAGAGGGGGGAGAAACAGCUAAAAAGUGGUCUGGCCAUGAAGACGCAGGCCCUGACGCCCUGCGUUCAAAAUUUUUGUUGUUCUCUGGACGCCAAGCUGAAAGCACGGCUUGAUGACCUCCAGCACUACCUUCCGUCCAAGUAUGCAGGCGCUGACUCCAUAUCAGUUACACGACCGACAUCAGGCCCUCCCGAGGGCUCGUCAGCAUCCUCCUUCAACCGCUUCACAGACACGCCAGCAGUGGAGGAGGCUUUACGAGUUGGCUGCCUGGCCUGCAUUCACCACAUUCUCUCCGCCGUCCGUUCCGAAUUAGUGACCGUUUCGCCAGAUCCCAACCCAGCCAGCCUGAAUUCAGUCCUUUUCAUGGCAAGGCUGUGUCAAUCCAUUGGGGAACUGUGUCCCAAUCUGAGACACUGCAUUUUAGGACAACAGAGCGGGUGCGAGGCCGCAGCUAUCGGACAACAGAGCGGGUGCGAGGCCGCAGCUAAAGUGACACAGAGGCAGAGUAAGAAAUUGCGCAAAGCCAAGGUGGCCCCGCAGUUCAGUGCUGCUCAGGCCAAGUGGGCGGAACUAAAGGAGGAGCUUCUCAACUGCAGCCUGGAGACCUACCGUAUCUGGAUCUCUACUCUCUCAAAAAGGUUGCUCGAGCAGUUUCGAACAGCUCUUCACGCAGAUUCCGCCGGUGCCAUCUUGACAAAUGCUACAAACUGGGAAGAUCUCGAAAUCCAAGAGGAGGCUGAAUCAGGAAGCAGUGUUACAUCUAAAAUUCGUCUUCCUGUCCAGGCAUCUUUGUUCGUCCAAUCGCUACUCUUCGACCUGUGUGUGGAGGUGAACCGUGUGGGUGGUCAUGCACUGCCACAACCCACCCUGCAGGAGCUUCUGCAAGCCUGCUUGGAUCAAGCUUUGCAGCACUAUCAAAGCUUCACACAGCGAGAGGGUGCAUUUCCAAUGACUCAAAACAGAGCAUUGCAGCUGAUGUUUGACCUUCGUUAUCUUAACACCACUUUGUCUGCAAAUGUGGAAGAAGGCAAGACUACCAAAUCCUGUCAUGAUCACAGGAUGCAGGAGGUCUGUGAUUGGCUGGAGAGCCACAUUGACCCUUUUGACCUGGAUGUGUUCACACCGCCGCUGAAUGCAAACCUCAGUCGUCUGUCCCAAAAAACAUCGGUGCUGUUUGGGCUGGUGACUGGCUCAGAGAAGCAGUAUGCCCCACGGAGCAGCAGCGUCAACACUCAGGAGCCUUACAACAUCCUUCCGCUGGCCAACACUCAAAUCAGGUUCGAGUUGCUGCCUCUCAGCAUGUCUGACACGCAUAAAUCAAAGUCGACCAGCAAAUGCUCCAGUGAACCGCACCAGUUGCCUAUUGCAUCCUCGUCAGCCGACAUUCAAGAAAGCUUCCGGCCAGGCAGCCUUUUCCGACAGAUGGCAGAAGAAGACGACACCACCUCUCAAUCUUUAUUUAAACUCAGUUGGCUAUCAGGCAUGACAAAAUAACGUCGCACUACACAAAACUUGUAUUCUAAGAAUCUGCAUCAUCUUUACUGGCCAAUUGGGGGUGCGUUCGGAAAUUCACUCUGACAGCCUGACACCACUUAGGGGGUGUUUGUGGUGCAGAGGAAGAGCGCUCUUCCCUCCUAAUAAUUUCUGAAAGCAGCCUGUUAUAAACCAAUCCAUUUUCCAACUGGACCCCAGUUAUCGUGUGCUGCAUGACUCAUUUUUUGAGGCACUCUAAAUAACCCAAUGGCACAUUUGAACAGGACUCUGAAUGUCAGAGCGGUCAGAGUGAAGCAGUGCGCUCAGAGAAACCUUUUGUCACCUUUUGUCAGAAAAAAGCAAUGAAUUUAUCUCUGAUAGUUUGAGCCACAUUUCAUGUUGCACCCAUAAAACAUGAAUCUCAAAUGUGUAUUAUUAAGGCUAAUUAACUAACUCUCAAUGCUACACCUACAAUCAGGGUUCUCCAAGUCCGGUCCUGUUGAGCCCGUCUAGCCUCACGAGGACUGGACUUGGAGAUCUUUGCCUAAAACUAAUAAUCUUGCAAAUCUAAGAAUUCACCGUCAUAGCUAGUGCUUUUUUAUACAACUAAAAAUGUAUAUUUUUAAUGGAAUAUGAUUGAGUAUAUUAUGAAUAUAAAUUUGACUGCUGGAAAAUUCUGGCCAUCACAACACCUGAUUCAACCUCAAACAUAUGUUACCUUCAACACAAAUAUUGAGCAGAAGGCCAUUUCCUACCACAUUUUUAAAUUUAAAAUGUUUUUUUAUUUCUUAUGGAGUAUUUUCAUUUCUAGACGUGGUGAAUGUGUUAACUUUAAGCGAUAAUAAUCAAGAUUCUAUUAAAAGAAAACUCAAUAAAAUGGAAUUUACUUUGCGUGGAGUGUAUUUUCAUAAUAUGUGUUUCACAAUUUCCACUGAACUGAAAUAGGUUUCCACAAGAUUCAAAAUUAUUAAUUGUGUACAGUGGAAGGUUGAAAAGCCACGUUUUUGUACGUUGCACUCAAUGAUGUAGCGCCGAAUUAUAUUAACUGGCAUUGGUGUUCCUGAGCCGAUGCGGCAUCUUUGACACAUUGAUGUCGGUUUUUGAUGCAGUGCUGUCUGAGGGAUCGAAAGUCAUGGGCGGGCAUUCAAUGUUGCUUUUCAGACUUGCUUCUUCCAUGCAGUGAUUUUUUUUUCAAAUUUUCGGAACCUCUUGAUAUUAUGAAAUGCCUAAAUUCCUUGCAACUGUUGAACUGUUUUCUCACACAGUUAUUCACAAAGAGGUGAACCUCACCCGAUCUUUGCUUGUGAAUGAUUGGGGCAAUUCAGGCCAGCUCCUUUUAUACCCAAUCAUAGCACCCAACUGUUCCCAGUUAGCCUGUUCACCUGUGGGAUGUUCUAAACGGGUGUUUGAUGAGAAUUUCUCAAUUUAUUUUGCCACAUAUCGCAAUUUUUUUGGAACGUGUUGCAGCCAUAAAAUUCCAAGUUAAUGAAUAUUUGUUCAAAUCAAUAAAGUCUUUAUCAGUUGUAACAUUAAAUGUCUUGUAUUCAAGUCAAUAUCGUUUGAACAUAAUUUGCAGAUCAUUGUAUUCUGUUUUUAUGUUUAACACAACAUCUUGGAAUUUGGUUUGAACUUAAUAUUGCUUUCAUAAAGUAUAGUGCUCUGCUGAGCUAAGCGUGAAUUCACUGAUGGGUGGAGCUGUAAAAACAGCCAAAUAUACAACUGAGCAGAGUAUUUGUCCAGAGCAAAAUGUAGGUAUUAUGGUCGUAUACUAAACAAAAUUGGCACCAAACGUAAUUAUAAUGUCAUAUUUAAUGUCUGUGUUUCUAAUACAUUUACACAAAAACAGGUUGGUUGUCUUUUUCAUCUUCAUUACAGAUAGAGAGCUCAAUUAUAAGUUUUGUAA
Hippocampus zosterae (dwarf seahorse) is the source of this 5117-nucleotide messenger RNA. It is a transcript of the gene cog1, whose product is annotated as component of oligomeric golgi complex 1. The record is from RefSeq and is a predicted model, not a curated record. The transcript has 15 exons. Gene Ontology annotation, biological process: intra-Golgi vesicle-mediated transport. Lineage: Eukaryota; Metazoa; Chordata; Actinopteri; Syngnathiformes; Syngnathidae. Gene Ontology annotation, cellular component: Golgi apparatus; COG complex. The coding region runs from base 278 to 3235 and encodes 985 amino acids.